AUUGCGCAUGCGCGCGAGAAUUUCUGAGAGCGCACUGCGUGCUAGAGGAGAGUGAGUGAGCCUUCGGAGUCUCGUCCUUUCUUACGUAGUAUUUAACACAGAGCAGGACAGCAGCAUAACACUAGAUAACAACCCACUACAGCAGAGCACGGCACAGUAUUAUAGUGUAGUUUCGCUCCCGGCGCAGCGCCACUUCUGAAAAUGCCGAAGAAUAAAGGUAAGGGAGGUAAAAACCGGCGACGUGGGAAGAAUGAGAACGAGUCGGAGAAAAGAGAGCUGGUGUUCAAGGAGGAUGGCCAGGAGUAUGCUCAGGUCAUCAAGAUGUUGGGGAACGGGCGGCUGGAGGCCAUGUGCUUCGAUGGCGUGAAGCGGCUUUGCCACAUCCGGGGGAAGCUACGCAAAAAGGUCUGGAUUAACACAUCUGACAUCAUACUGGUGGGACUGAGGGAUUAUCAGGACAAUAAGGCUGAUGUCAUCCUCAAGUACAACGCUGAUGAGGCACGCAGUUUGAAGGCUUAUGGAGAGCUGCCGGAGCAUGCCAAAAUAAAUGAGACGGACACGUUUGGGCCUGGAGACGACGACGAAAUUCAGUUUGACGAUAUCGGUGAUGAUGAUGAAGACAUUGAUGAUAUCUGAAGGAACCCCACUUAUGAAAAGAGUGGCAAGUUCCCCAUAAGACCCAAGAGGAGACACUAAGCAAUGACUCUCCACGUAGCCCCACAAUUCCUCAUCAUCUCCCUGAUUUUUUUUUUUUUUUUUAAUGUAUUUAUAUUCUGUUUUGGUUAAUGUCAAACACAGAGUAUUUGUAUUCACAAUAAACACAUAACCUGUUUUGUUUAGUCCUGUACUUUGUUUAAUAAUGGAAUCAUGACUGGUUC
Messenger RNA from Scleropages formosus (Asian bonytongue), 878 nucleotides. RefSeq names its product eukaryotic translation initiation factor 1A, X-chromosomal. NCBI's taxonomy places the organism in Eukaryota, Metazoa, Chordata, Actinopteri, Osteoglossiformes, Osteoglossidae. The transcript is spliced from 7 exons. Gene Ontology annotation, biological process: translational initiation. The record is from RefSeq and is a predicted model, not a curated record. The coding region runs from base 202 to 636 and encodes 144 amino acids. Gene Ontology annotation, molecular function: translation initiation factor activity; RNA binding.